AUGGCCAGCAGCUCCGACCCGGGCUCCGAUGCCGGGCCCGCAGUGCAGCGCUACAUCGCGGAGACGCUGACCCCCGUCACCACGGAGCUGCUGAGCUCUCUUCUCGACGAGAUGCCCGAGGCCGGAAGUGCCUGCGUCCCGGAGAGCUUCAUGCUGGCCUGGCUCCGCGGCCGCUCUGGGGUGCCGGGCGCCGGCGCCCAGUCGCUGCGCCGCAAGAAUGCGGCCCUGAAGGAGGAGCUCGCGAUGCUGCGGGGCCGGCUGGCCGCGGAGAGUGCUGCAGCUGCUGCGGAGGUGAAGCACCAUAGCCUGAGCUUCAAGAAGCAGCUGGCAGAUUUGCUGAUGACCGCCGAGAUCCCCUUGGUCGACCCGCCGGCAAACGACCCGGCGAAGGAGCGGAUCUCCACGGACGCCCAGAUCUGCAGCAUCCUUCGGGGCCUUCAAGGCAGCAACGUCACCACGGAGGAGCUUCAGGCCCACUUGCAAGGAGCCCUUGCCGACAGUGCGCUGAGCCUCCAGACCCUGGCGCGCUGCUUGGGCCCAAGCCCGGCCUGCGAGGCGAAGGAGGUUGAGGAGGCGCUGGUGCCGGACAAGUACGACCUCGAGGACAAGAUGCAGCUGGCGCAGUUCCUGGAGAAGGCGAACAUCCGCCUGGUGCGCGUCGAGUUCCUGCAAAAACUCCACCGCGAAGGCCGGCGCCUCCCGCGGCGCCAGGAGGCCGAGUACGCCUACGCUGGGAGCCGCACCGCGCUGGUCACGCACGAGGAGGUCCUGGGCUGGGCGAGGGGAGAGCAGACUGAGAUCGGGAGGAUCGUGUCCGUUUCACACGUUUGGGAGGCGCGCGAGCAUCCUGACCCCUACGGCUUCCAGUUGCAAAAGCUUGCGACGUCAGGGAAGCUGCGGGGGCAGGAUUGCUUGUUCGUGGACUACGUCUCACUUUUCCAGUUUAAGAGGCUCGACGAAACGCAGGAAGAGAGCUUCAGGCGCGCCAUGCAGAACAUGCACGUUCUUUAUGCGCAUGAGCACACUCAUACGUUGCGCGUCGAGAGCCUCACCCCCGAGGGGCGAAUUAAGGAUGCAUGGUGUCACGGAGAGCUCGUUGAGGUCUACGACCUCCGCAGCGGUCACGUCAAGCCGGUGUUGGCGGCUGACCUAAUUCAAAACCGCACUGCGUACCACCAGCGGGGGUGGUGUGUUGCCGAACUCCAGUGGUCCUCCACGCGAUCCGAGAGCAACCGGUCGCAAGAGGUGGACAGCUCCGAGUCGGACCAGGCGGGCGUCGCUCCGAUGGACCCCGACACCUUCCGAGCCACCGUAGGGGACACUCUUAUAUUCACCCAUCGGAGCGACGCCGACGCGGUGAUGCAAUUGCAGAGGCGCGUGUUCGAAGAGAAGGCGGCGAGCUGCAAAGCGCUCAAGCUUUCAAAUCUCAGCGCCGAUGCCUUAGCCGUAGGGCUGACGUCUCUGGACCGGUACCCGCAGCUGGAGAGUUUGGCCAUCCUGCACAGCGUCCUCACACCCAACCUUCCGCAGCUGCUGCAGGUCCUGGAGGCGAAGGCGCUGGCGACGCUCCAGCUGGACCACGUCGGCCUCCUUGAGGAAGGCGCCCGCCAGCUCGCGGAGGCCUUUUGCCUCUGCUCGACGCUCACCACGCUCACGCUGAGCAACGACGGUGCUUGGGGCGUGGCUUGGGAGGCGCUCACGCAGAACACGACGCUGACACGACUGAGCCUUCAGGGGACUGCGAUCACGGAGGGCGGCGCCUCUGUGCUGCUGAAGGCACUGCAGUCGAACACGACGCUGGCUCGGAUGGAUCUCUCCGAGGCCGACGUCGGCGUGGCCGCGCUGGCAAUAGCAAGGGCGAUGCAGGAGAAGCAGGUGGCCUGCGACGUGUCCCACCCCCACGUGGAGCUCCUGAGGCUAAUGCAGUCCUGGGGCGAGAGCUGGGAGCACCUGGAGCAACGGCUGCAUCAGCUACUGCGAGCACACGAGCUGGAGCUGGACUUCCAGGGCAAGCGGAUGGGCCCAGACAAAGCCCGUGUCCUGGGCGGUGCUCUCGGCCAGCAGCUUCAGGAGCUGAGCCUGAAACUAGAAAGCAACGCGCUCCGCGACGCAGGCUGCCAGCACCUCGCCGGCGGCCUGGGCAAGAUACCCCGUCUGCAGAAGCUGAGCCUCAACUUGUGCAACAACUCCGUCGGCCUGGAGGGAGGCCGCUGGCUGGGCGGCGCCGUCGGCCAACUCCCGGAGCUCCAGGAGCUGACCCUGAACUUUGCCCACAACAACCUCGGCGACACAGGCUGCCAGCACCUCGCCGACGGCUUGGACAAGAUACCCCGUCUGCAGAAGCUGAGCCUCGACUUGGGCAACAACUCCGUCGGCGUGGAGGGAGGCCGCUGCCUGGGCGGCGCCGUCGGCGAACUCCCGGAGCUCCAGGAGCUGACCCUGAACUUUCGCAACAACAAGCUCGGCGACACAGGCUGCCAGCACCUCGCUGGCGGCUUGGACAAGAUACCCCGUCUGCAGAAGCUGAGCCUCGACUUGCGCAACAACUCCGUCGGCGUGGAGGGGGGCCGCUGGCUGGGCGCCGUCGGCCAACUCGCGGAGCUCCAGGAGCUGACCCUGAACUUUUUCGGCAACAAGCUCGGUCCGAAAGGCGGCCAGUGCCUGUCCGGCGCCCUCUCCCAACUGGCUCACCUGGAGUCCCUGAUAUUGUGGCUGCAAUACAACGACGUCGGCCCCGAGGCCGGCCGAUCCCUCGCCGCCGCCUUGGGCCAGCUCGCCCGGCUGAGCACACUGAAAGUGUUUCUGGAUGGCAACGGGCUGGGUCCGGAAGCUGCCCGCGCGGUGGCCGGCGCCCUCGGCCGGCUCGCGCAGCUCCGGGAGCUAUACGUGGACCUUUUCAACAACGACCUCGGCAGAGAGGAAGAGACGGAGAUCCGCGGGCUCCUGGAGGCGCUCCCGGCCACCGAGAAGAGGAUCAUUUUUUGA
This is a messenger RNA of Symbiodinium natans, 2985 nucleotides long. The record is from the annotation of a GenBank genome assembly. Lineage: Eukaryota; Dinophyceae; Suessiales; Symbiodiniaceae.